This is a messenger RNA of Phycodurus eques (leafy seadragon), 3072 nucleotides long. RefSeq lists its product as uncharacterized. Lineage: Eukaryota; Metazoa; Chordata; Actinopteri; Syngnathiformes; Syngnathidae. The record is from RefSeq and is a predicted model, not a curated record. Bases 39 to 2636 code for a protein of 865 amino acids. The transcript is spliced from 4 exons.
CAGCUGAAGGCAUUGAGUCCACCUGGCCUCGUCGAAUCAUGGUUAGAAAGAGAACUGUUCGGCAAGGUGGUGCAAUCCAUAACCUCCCCAUCCUUCCACCACUUCCAUCAGUAAUUUCUGCCUUAGAGAAGCGCCGCCCACAUUCCCAUCUCCAUUUCCGUCCAGGCCAUCACUCAGAGAACCCGCUUUCGACAGAUCUUACAAUUUUUACAGGGCGCUGCUCACUAAAAGAGCCCCCCCAUCAAGAAGAAGUACAAGGAGCAAAUUUAGUGGGCAGAGCGUCCCUGAAAGAGCAGAACCUGGAGCACUGGAGGGUCUACAGAGACCAGGAAGAACUCUGGAGAUGUAAGACCAGGGAGAAACAAGGCAAUAAGACUGAGAAUAAUGAUGAGAAAGAGGGAACAGAACAUGUCGGGGAAAUUGACAAGAGCUAUGAUCAAAUUAAAGAGAAUGUAGUAAGGGCAAAGGCUACAGCUGGGAAGCAACUGGUGGAAGAAGUCAAACAAGACCAGAUGAAAAUGAGCUCAGAACAAAAAGCUCAAGAAAGUGGAAACAAAAUCAAAGAAGUAUUAGAAGAAAGGGAUAAUGAAAUAAUCUGCGAGAAAAUGGAAAAGAGAACUAUUAAAGAUAGAAAACAAGAGGAACAGUCUCAAACGGUGGAGGUGGUGGCACACAUAAAGCAUGAAGGUGUGGUGGAAGGAGGAAUUAGAGAAUCCUUUGGAGAGGAGCAUGAGAUGGAGAGUUGGGAUUCUGUGCUCGAGAUGGUAAACACUAUAUGGGAUGAUGGCUGGGAGAAAGGAGCAGCAGGAGGUGACACAGAUUCUUUAUCAGGUUCUCUCCAACGUUGGCCUCUCCUUCGGCCCCCGGUCGGCUUUGGAGGCUCCCAUCCCCCCUCCUCUGCAGCCUCUGAGCUCAGCUUGACAGAGUUAGAGAGGAGAGCGAGAGAGCUGGAUUCUGAUUUGGAGCACCUAGAUCUGUCUCAGAGCCAUGGGGACACCAAGGAUUUAUACCAAACACCGCUGGAGUCUCAAAAGGAGCGGGCUGACAUGUACCAAACACACCCCAGGCCACAGAGAGAGAAAGGGUCUUUCUCGACAGGAGUGGGGAGCAGGUCCCAGGUCAGUCUUGAGUUCAGUGCCAUGGUAUUACCAGUUAAUGACAAAGACAAAGAUACUGCCGGGUGGUCAUUAAAAUCUCCUGCUGGCACCACCACAGUGGGCACAAGCCCCAAUAAAGAGGACAGCUCUCCAGACUCCAACCUAACGCUGGAAUCUGACUCCAGUGGUGUCUUUCUCUCGUUAUCCAAUCAGAGCCAGGAGGGGGAUGGCUCUGACAGCGACCAGCCAGUCAGUGGCUCCGACCUAGGCAGCAGCAACACAUCAUUGGAGAAGGACGGGGAUGAUGGAGGUUUAAAGGAAUGGGGCCGAGAGGAGAGCGCUGAACUCCAGUGGUGCUACCCCUCACUGCUCAGCACAACCCCUCAUGAAGACGUGGAAGGAAAUAAGGAAAGAGAGGGGGAUAUUUGUGGCUCAGCAGGGGGAGAGGAAAUUAGAGGGAAACAUGGGGAUGGAUGGAAACAUGAAAAAGGAGGACUAUUUUCAACUUAUAAGUCCACACUGGACCAUACAGAAACAAGUCAGUGUGAAGCAAUGCCACCGAGAAGAAAAGUUACCAUAAUGGGAAAUGACCCCCUUCUUCCGCCAUCUCCCUUGAAGCAGACCAUCAAACAUCUUAUUGAUCCUUAUCAUAAGCCAAUUAGAAGCUCAGGACUGGACUGUGGUGACAUAGAUCCAUUCGCCCAACCAGAUAGCUUUGUAUAUCUUGCUGUGUCUGCAAGACCUGGCCCACAUGGAGAGAUCUCCACAGUUACAGAUUACUCAGCUCAUGACAUAAAGCAAGAGCGCAUACGCCAACACUUUGACCACAGGAAACCACACUUGGACCAGUCCAACUUGGAACCGGAUGCCAGGCCAUCUCACCUUGCCCCCCGUAAACCAGAAGAAGGAGAUUUUUUGUGCACUGACAGCUUUGUAUACCUAGCUGCUCCAGCUUGCCUUCUCUUAGGCCCAGAAGGAUCUACGUCAUACAGUGGCAGGGAGUCAGACUCUGAAAGUUCUGGUUCUGACCCUGUGGAUGAGUCUGUUUUGGGUUGCGGUUCAGUGGGAGGUGACAGUGAUUGGGACUCGGAUCUGUCCGAUUCGGGUGCCAGUCGCCCCUCAAGAGUUGCUGCUGCAGGGGGUAAAUCUGCCGGGUUAGCCAAAAGGCUGCCAGCAGAGCCUCGUUGGGACUCAUUUGGAGAAACCACAGAACCUGAGGUGCCAGACGAGCCCUUCAUUGAACAAGACCAAGACAGCAAAGCAAGGAAGGCAAACUUGGCCAAUGCACCUGCUGCAGCAACAGUGACGCCAAUGACAGCAGCUGAGCAGUCGUCAACAACCAAGGUUACUUGGCAGUUCAAACCAGCCCAGAGGUCCGUCUGCACUGGAAGCAGGAAAGAGAAGGAGAUUAAAUCAUUAUCAUCAUCAUCAUCAUCAGGGGCAAGGAUAACUGCACUUGAUGGAGGUGAGGAGCAUCAGCCUCCCCCUUCGUCUUCAUCAUCCUUAUCAUCAUCGCCAUCAUCCUCCUCUUCUGGUUAAACCUGGGCCUUUGGGAGGAGCUUUCAUCGCCCAAGCUGAGUUGAUUCCAAAAAGGUAGAGAAGUUCUUCAACUUUCUCUGUAGAACUGAUGGCUUGAACAAUCACAGCCUCUUUUUUUUGCCUGUAAUCUUUUCUUUUUAGUCGUUUUUACCAUUGCCUUCUUACGACUUUGCUAAAUAAAGCUGCAUAAAAGCUAACCAAAUGAGAUUACAAUAUAGUAUGUGAUGAAUUCAAUCAAAAGACUACGAGAGACUGUGAGGAAAUACAGCCAGUGAAGGUUUUUACUGAAAGAAAUGCACAGUGCUUUUCAAAAUUAAUGAUAUCUAUGGAUACUUUCCAGAAUUCAGGGUUGGCCUAUUGCAUACAUUUUCACAAUAUUCUCUUUUUAUUAUGUUGAAUGUACUGUACAUACAGGAUUACAACAACAAUCCACUAC